UUAAAGCAGCAUCAGCUACUGAUAAACAAGUGAUCUUUAGAUUCAAUUCAGAAAUGGAUUCUUCUUUCUUUCAUUCCCAAAACUCCGAUUUCUCGCCGGAAUCUUCAUUCGGGUCAUCGGAAACUUGUUUCUCAUGGGAUGGGCUUGGUUUCAAGCUAGAAGAUCCCCUUCCCUUCAAUGAGAAUGAUUCAGAGGAGAUGCUCCUUUUGGAUGUUCUCACAGAGGCGGCGCGUGAAUCACCGGCUACUACUCGCUGCUCUAUCAGAAUUAAAGAUGAAGAGGUGAGUUCCAAGGAGCAGAAAGAAGAAGAGACCCACAAGGAAAAGGAGCAGAAGUCUUAUAGAGGUGUCCGGAGACGACCGUGGGGGAAAUUCGCGGCGGAGAUAAGAGACUCAACUCGACGUGGGAUUCGUGUUUGGUUGGGGACUUUCGACAGUGCAGAGGCGGCGGCUCUCGCCUAUGAUCAGGCGGCGUUUUCGAUGCGUGGAUCACUUGCAGUCUUGAAUUUUCCAGUGGAGAAGGUGAUUGAGUCUCUGAGAGAGAUGAAGUAUGGAUUUGAGGAAGGGUGUUCACCUGUGAUUGCACUUAAAAAGAGACACUCCAUGAGAAGGAAGUCCAUGAGUGGGAAUAAUAAUAAGAGUAAAGGUAGAGAGAUGAGGAUACAAAAUGUGGUGGAAUUGGAAGAUUUAGGAUCAGAUUACUUGGAAGAACUAUUGAGUUCUUGUGUGGGUGCUAACCCUUGGUGAAUUAAUCAAGAUAGCCUAAUUAGCUUAGACAUCUUCUCUUGGUCCUUGUUAAUUACCUUACCUCUCAUUAUCUUUCUUUUAUUUCUUUUGUUCUUUAAUCUCUGGCUGUGUUUAGCUGUUAAACUCAAUCUUGGAGUAAUCCAAAUCAAAUCUUGUUCA
Macadamia integrifolia is the source of this 905-nucleotide messenger RNA. RefSeq names its product ethylene-response factor C3-like. Gene Ontology annotation, molecular function: DNA binding; DNA-binding transcription factor activity. Gene Ontology annotation, biological process: ethylene-activated signaling pathway; regulation of DNA-templated transcription. The record is from RefSeq and is a predicted model, not a curated record. The coding region runs from base 54 to 746 and encodes 230 amino acids. Lineage: Eukaryota; Viridiplantae; Streptophyta; Magnoliopsida; Proteales; Proteaceae. The transcript has a single exon.